GAGGGGAUGUUGGAGGGGGGGCUCUUGGUGAUCUCUCCUGAAGGGGAUAAUGGGAGAGGAGCGCAUUGCAAUGGCUGCCAUGUAGUACCCUCCCUGCACAAUUAGCCAAUCAGCAGCGCGCUCUGCCAGCCAGGAGGACGCAUAAAAGAAGAACAUUGCAGCAGAGGCACAGAAGGAGACUGCGAGAGGAGCAGGGAAUUACACAUAAAGACAGCAGAAGCAGAACACCCUCCCCUGGACACACCCUGCUGAGGAUCACUGCUUCUCUUUUUUUCUGAAACCAUCGCCCACGCCACUCGGAGAGAACGCUCUCCCUCAUCAUCAUCCAGUAGAAAACCCCUUUCUCCUCAUUUUCAUCCUAUAGAGGACACCUACAAUCUCAGAGGGCUGAGACUCCCUGGCGAAGAUUGUAUUUUUUUCCUUUUUUUCUUUUUUUUUCUUUUCAUUUGGACUCCUGACAGAACAUAAAGGGCCAUAUAAUAGAAAGGGCCGAAGAGCAGAUAAGAGACUCCAGCUUCAAGACCAGUGGAAAGAAGGACCUAGAUUUCUUUCAUUGUACGUCAAGAAUGGUUACUCAGAUAAUCAGCACCAUGGAAACCCAGGUGUCCAACGGUCCAAGCGGAACCAGUCUGCCCAACGGUCCAGUCAUUAGCACCAAUGGCUCCACAGACGACAGCAAAACCAACCUGAUCGUCAACUAUCUGCCUCAGAACAUGACGCAGGAGGAGUUCAAAAGUUUGUUUGGUAGCAUUGGCGAGAUUGAGUCCUGCAAGCUAGUCAGAGACAAGAUAACAGGUCAGAGUUUGGGGUAUGGCUUUGUAAACUAUGUGGAUCCAAAUGAUGCAGAUAAGGCCAUCAACACACUCAAUGGUCUCAAACUGCAGACUAAAACAAUCAAGGUAUCAUAUGCCCGGCCAAGCUCGGCUUCUAUUCGUGAUGCCAACCUUUACGUGAGUGGACUCCCCAAAACCAUGAGCCAGAAGGACAUGGAGCAGCUGUUCUCCCAAUACGGUCGCAUCAUCACAUCCCGUAUUCUAGUGGACCAGGUCACAGGCAUAUCACGAGGAGUGGGUUUCAUCCGGUUUGACAAACGCAACGAAGCGGAAGAGGCCAUCAAAGGUCUGAACGGACAGAAGCCUUUGGGUGCCGCCGAGCCCAUCACUGUCAAGUUCGCCAACAACCCCAGCCAGAAGACAGGCCAGGCCUUACUGACUCAGCUGUACCAGACUGCUGCCCGCCGCUACACGGGGCCCCUGCACCACCAGACUCAGCGUUUCAGCAUGAUCCCUUCACUUGGAAAGGGACCAGAUCCAAAUAACAGCUCAAAACCAAUACUCGACAAUUUACUAAACGCCAGCUACGGAGUCAAGAGCUCUCCCACUCUCUUCCCCAGAUUCUCCCCCAUCACCAUUGACAGCAUGACCAGCCUGGCCGGGGUCAACCUUACUGGUCCAACUGGCGCCGGCUGGUGCAUCUUUGUGUACAACCUGUCCCCAGAGGCGGACGAGAGCGUCCUGUGGCAGCUCUUCGGGCCUUUCGGUGCCGUCACCAACGUCAAGGUCAUCCGUGACUUCACCACCAACAAAUGUAAGGGCUUUGGCUUUGUCACCAUGACCAACUACGACGAAGCUGCCAUGGCUAUCGCUAGCCUUAAUGGCUACCGCCUGGGCGACCGCGUGCUGCAGGUUUCCUUCAAGACCAGCAAGCAGCACAAGGCCUGAGAGAGAGAGGCUGCUGGCGCCAGCUCCUUCGACCUGCAGGGAGAGCAACCUGAGCUCCCUGUGUCAUCACUCUAAAUGGGCCUGGACUGAGUCUCUCUCUGACGCAUUCUCACACAAAUCCAUAAUAUAUUAUCACGAACACAGACAUACAUGCAUACACGCACAGACAUGACCAGACAUAUCCAUAUGCGCAAGCAUACACGAGUCAGAGUAUCAAACAAACACACUAGUGGAGUUUUUCUUUUCUCUUUACACAACAUGCUAGUCCUUCCCUAUAUUUGCCUGGAUUGAAUUAGAAGGGGUACGUAGCUGGUUUGUUGGGUAGGGGCAAGAGCUAUCUAUUUAGGAGACAGUCUAACGAAUGUGACAGAGAAUGUGUACGGAGUGCUUUGAUUGAAUUCAGGCAAAUAACGAACAACUGAUGAACAAAAACGAUCAAAAAUUUAAACGAAUAUGUGCAAUUUACCCAAACUCUUACCCCACCAUCUCUCCUAUUAUCUUGCUGGAGAGGAUGUAGUCACUUUUUUACACUUGGGCAUUUUGAAUCAGCGAUUUUUUUAGAUCAAAGAAAAUGAAAUUAAAAAACACAGUGUUCUCUUAUAUACGUCUAUUAAAAUAUAACUAUAUAUUCAAUAUUUAAGGUGGUUAUAAUAGCCGAGUAUGUAAGCAUUUUCUAGAAACUUUGACUACUGUUUCCUGACCUGCAUUAGGUGGUGCCUAGCGUAAAGGCAGAUUCUCUACCCUAUGUGAGCUUGUUAGCUCAGACCCAAUAGGAUUUAGGCUAACCAAUGAUCACAGAAAAGAGUAGUCCGAAAGCCAUCAGAAUCCCUCACAGUCUCACACCGAACAACAUUAAGAGUACACUUCUGUAUCAGAAAACACAGUUCAAUAACUAGAAGGUAUAUUUAGUCCACAAAAACAUAAAAAAAAAAAGUUCCUGUAUUUCUUCUAAUCUAUCGUCAGGAUGGAUUCAACACAAGCAGACUGUCUGUGAACUUAGAGCAGUGUGGCGGUGCUCCCAUGGUGACAGCGUUCAUUAGUAAAUCUCUAGUGAGCGGCAGAGUGACGACGAGUACGAGGGGAAAAACUGUUUCACCAUAACACAGCCACGUCAAAGGAAAAUACCGGUGUUUUUUUCACUUUUUGCAUCAUUUUUUUUCAUUGCACCUGUAUUUUAUAUUAUCCACAGGCCAUUUUACUUUGCAUGGCUUUG
Messenger RNA from Sebastes umbrosus (honeycomb rockfish), 2934 nucleotides. RefSeq names its product ELAV like neuron-specific RNA binding protein 3 (gene elavl3). The record is from RefSeq and is a predicted model, not a curated record. Gene Ontology annotation, cellular component: ribonucleoprotein complex. The coding region runs from base 567 to 1721 and encodes 384 amino acids. Gene Ontology annotation, molecular function: RNA binding. The transcript is spliced from 8 exons. NCBI's taxonomy places the organism in Eukaryota, Metazoa, Chordata, Actinopteri, Perciformes, Sebastidae.